Puntigrus tetrazona (Sumatra barb) is the source of this 1356-nucleotide messenger RNA. Its product is annotated as caspase-7-like. Gene Ontology annotation, molecular function: cysteine-type endopeptidase activity. The record is from RefSeq and is a predicted model, not a curated record. Gene Ontology annotation, biological process: proteolysis. The coding region runs from base 93 to 923 and encodes 276 amino acids. The transcript has 4 exons. NCBI's taxonomy places the organism in Eukaryota, Metazoa, Chordata, Actinopteri, Cypriniformes, Cyprinidae.
AUUAUAUGACUCUCAGACAGACUCUCAUAAAGCAGGCUCUUCUCAUUCUAUGACUGCAUUGGACCUCAGUGUCUGACAGAAGAGAGGUGAAGAUGACGUCUUGUAAACUUUCUUUGACAGAAAACAAGAGAAUGAAGAACAGGGCUUUGAUAGUGUCCGUGGAGAACUUCUAUCCAGGUGCGGGUCUGAAGAACAGGAACGGUGUGAAGAGAGACACUCGAAGACUUCACAAAAUCCUCAGCAAGCUCGGCUUCUCUGUGGACAUCAGAAUGGACAUCGGAGCAGAUGAGAUCUAUGAAGCAUUUAAAGCAGAGAGCAAGAAGACAGUGAAAGAGUGUUUUUUGGGAGUCAUAUCCAGUCACGGUGAGGAGGGUGUUGUGUUCGGCGCUGACGGACGUGCUGUGAAACUGGUCGAGAUCUACAGCUGCUUUGGAGGACCUUCAAUGGCAGACAAGAGCAAGCUCUUUCUGGUCCAGGCUUGUCGAGGGAGUGAGCUGGAUGAAGGUGUGAAGGUGGAGACAGACUCUUCAUCCUCAGAGGAAGAGGACGGCAUAUCUGGGCUGUUUUCCAUUCCUGUCGACACAGCAGUCAUGUACGCCACAUCUCCAGGUUACGGUGCAUUCAUGCAUCCUCUGGGCUCGGAGCUGAUUCAAACCUUUUGUAAAUUUCUAGAAGAUGAAGGAGGUCCAGAUCUGGAGAUCACAAGACUUCUGACUCGAAUAAACUACCAGGUGGCCUACAACUUUGAGUCCAGAGGGAAAACGUUGGGCGGCAAGAAGCAGAUGCCUUGCUUUGUGACUCGAUUUACCAGAGAGGUUUUCCCGUUCAGAAAGACGGCAGCAGAAGGAGAUUUGCGUUUGACCUUCGCAGCAACGCAGCUUAUCGAUGAACCCAAACGAUCACGGAAGAGCUCCAUCAGCUGAGCAGACACUGACUGCAAGAUUAUGUGAUUCAUCUUAACUCUUCUGUAGCAUCUCUCAAAGUAUCUCACAGCAGACUGAUAAUGAAUCAAGUGACGUCAUGUCACGUAAAGUUUCAUGUCCAGCAGGAAGUGAGCGGUUGAGAAAUUUGCAUAACGUGAAAUGAUGUGCAUUUUUAGUGCGUCAUGUGUUUUUGCUAUUGCUACCUCAUUAUGUAUAUAAUGUAUUAUAAAUGUAUAUAUAUUUGAAAAAAUAAAUGUAUAAAUGUAAAUAUUUUCCAAAUAUAUACUGUAUAUGUCUCAUGCUGAGCAAGGCUGACUAAUGCUACAUUUAUUAAAUAAAAUAAAUAUUAAAAUAAACAACAUUACAUAUCAUUUUUAUUUAAAUAGCUGUUUUGAUCAUAUGAUCUUUUUCCAUAAAAUAUUAUAAUCAUUUU